AUGCAGUUGCAGCUGCUUAAACUAUUAAAUACCAACUAUGGCUGUUGGCAGUCUAUCGCUGAUGAAAUUUAUAAAACUUCUGAAAUCAGUUCAUAUCUAUCUAUCUAUCUAUCUAUCUAUCUAUCUAUCUAUCUAUCUAUCUCAUCUGUUCAUAUCUAUCUAUCUAUCUAUCUAUCUAUCUAUCUAUCUAUCUAUCUAUCUAUCUAUCUCAUUUGUUUUAUAUCUAUCAAUCUAUCUCAGUAUGUUCGUAUCUAUCAAUCAAUCCACCUAUCUAAUUCUGUUCAUAUCUAUCUAUCUAUCUAUCUAUCUAUCUAUCUAUCUAUCUAUCUAUCUAUCUAUCUAUCUAUCUAUUAUAUAUAUAUAUAUAUAUAUAUAUAUAUAUAUAUAAAUUUGCUUGAGGAUGAAAUGGAACUAAUUCUUUUCAUAUCUAUCUAUCUAUCUAUCUAUCUAUCUAUCUAUCUAUCUAUCUAUUUCACUGUUCAUAUCUUUCUAUCUAUUUAUCCCCUCUCAGUCUCUUCAUAUCUAUCUAUCUAUCUAUCUAUCUAUCUAUCUAUCUAUCUAUCUAUCUAUCUAUUUCACUGUUCAUAUCUUUCUAUCCAUUUAUCCCCUCUCAGUCUCUUCAUAUCUAUCUAUCUAUCUAUCUAUCUAUCUAUCUAUCUAUCUAUCUAUCUAUCUAUCUAUCUAUCUCACUGUUCAUAUCUUUCUAUCCAUUUAUCUAUCUCAGUCUCUUCAUAUCUAUCUAUCUAUCUAUCUAUCUAUCUAUCUAUCUAUCUAUCUAUCUAUCUUUUUAUCAGUCUUAGCAUAUUCACGUCUAUCUCUCUAUCCCCAUCUGUUCACAUUUAUCUAUCUCUGUCUGUUCACAUCUAUCUGUUCUUUUCAUAUCUAUCUAUCUAUCUAUCUAUCUAUCUAUCUAUCUAUCUAUCUAUCUAUCUCACAACAGUCGGGGAGGUACUACGCCUUUAUCGUAUCAGGGCGAAGAAACAACUUUCCCAGAACUUUCUCCUUGAUAUGAACAUGUGUCGAAAAAUCGUCAGGUCUGCUUCACACUUAAAGAAUCAUUAUGUGUGUGAAAUUGGACCAGGACCAGGUGGAAUUACUCAAGCCAUUAUUGAAAAAAAUUGUCGACACCUGACUGUCAUCGAGAAAGAUGCUCGUUUUUUACCUUCUCUAAAGAUUUUGUCUGGUGCCCUUGAGGAUAAAAUGAAUAUCAUCCAUGGAGAUGUAAUGAAAUUCAAUAUGGAAAAUUUAUUUCCUGAGGAUGCGAAACAGCCCUGGGAAUCACAUCCGCCCUACAUACACAUCAUCGGAAACCUGCCUUUUAAUGUUUCAACACCACUCAUCAUAAAAUGGCUGUCAGAUAUUUCCUAUCGUCGUGGCGCUUGGCGUUAUGGACGGUCAAGACUGACUCUAACCUUUCAGAAAGAAAUAGCUGAACGAAUCGUAGCUCCUUUAGCCAGUAACGAACGUUGUCGGCUUUCUGUAAUCUCUCAACACCUUUGUGAUGUGGAUCUCAAAUUUAUUAUACCUGGGAAAGUAUUUGUACCACCUCCUAAAGUGGAUGUUGGUGUUGUAACAAUGACGCCACUCAUUAAGCCCAAAAUUAAGCUACCAUUUGAACUUGUUGAAAAAGUCUUGAGACAUAUUUUCCAUCACAGAAACAAGAAGUGCUUCUAUGGCAUCAAAACUCUAUUUCCUGUGGAUCAGCCGCAAUUGUCCGAAGAGAUGGUGGAAAAAUCUGGUGUAAAUCCUUCCUUCACUUCCUACCAGCUAUCAAUGGAAGAAUACGAUAGAUUGUGCCAUGCAUACAAUGAUAUUUGCCAGCGAAUCCCGGCCAUUUUUGAAUAUGAUUUCAGGGCAACACCAAAACAACGUCUCCUGCAAAGUAACACAGUUGCUCAUCAAGUUAAAGAGAACAUUUUGCUGCCAACAUCAGAAGACGCUGGAUAG
Messenger RNA from Acanthosepion pharaonis, 1947 nucleotides. The record is from the annotation of a GenBank genome assembly. NCBI's taxonomy places the organism in Eukaryota, Metazoa, Mollusca, Cephalopoda, Sepiida, Sepiidae.